GAAAAAUUCCCAAAUUCUUCUCUAUGUAAAAAUCAGAUUCUUCAAUCACCUCAAAAUAAAUCCUUUUGCCGAAGUGUAUAUCAAUUUGCCGAUCGAAUUCGUGAAAAAAUGGGGUCGUCGUUUUCGUUAUUUUCAAAUUCCGCGCAGAGCCGGUCGCCGGAGACUGGGUUGGGCGACUUGCCGGAGGGCUGCGUGGCGUCGGUGCUUGUGCACUUAGAUCCGCCGCAGAUCUGCCGGCUGGCGAAGCUGAAUCGCGCUUUCCGAGGAGCGUCGACGGCGGAUUUCGUCUGGGGAUCGAAGCUGCCGCCGAAUUACGGCGACGUCGUCGAUAGGGUUUUUGGGAACGGCGAUGUUCCGGCGAAGAGUUUGUGUAAGAGAGAUGUUUACGCGGCGCUUUGUACGCCGAAUUCGAUCGACGGCGGCGCUAAGAAAGUUUGGAUGGAUAAGACCACAGGGAAGAUUUGUAUGCUCAUUUCAUCGAAUGGAUUGGCGAUCACCGGGAUCGAUGAUCGGCGAUAUUGGAGCCGGAUUCCGACUGAUGAAUCGAGGUUUCACUCGAUCGCGUAUCUCCAACAAAUAUGGUGGUUCGAAGUGGACGGCGAAAUCGAGUUCCCGUUUCCCGCGGGAUCCUACAGCCUCCUAUUCCGGCUACAUUUGGGCCGCUCGGACCGGAGAUUCGGGCGGCGCAUUUGCAACACGGAGCACGUCAACGGAUGGGACCGGAAACCCGUGAGAUUUCAGCUCUCGACAUCCGACGGCCAGCAAGCGACGAAGCAAUGCUACUUGAAGGAGCCGGGGAGGUGGGCCCAUUACCAUGCCGGCGAUUUUGUCGUCCCGAGUUCUUGCAAAUCGAUGAAGGUCAAGUUUUCGAUGACCCAAAUUGAUUGCACGCACCCGAAGGGCGGUCUUUGUGUAGAUUCGGUCGUGAUUUAUCCAAUCGAGUAUAGAGAGCGGUUGCGGCGCUAAAGAGUUUUUUAGGACGGCGCCAGCCGGAAUGUCGGGAAAGGUUGCCUCGAUUUUUUUUUAUGGGAACCGAUCUCUUUUGCGGUUAGAGGAAGUAGAGGACGAGUUUCGUGUCGAAUCUAUUCGGGAUUCUUGUGUUGUUGUUUUAGCGUAGUUUUAGGUGGUCGGAUGUCGGUGGCGCCGCCGUUGGAGGUGGUCGGAAGUUUGAGUGAUAGUUAAGAGUUUAGAGUAGCAGAGUGUUUUGAGGGACAGAGAUGUUAUGUAUUGAGUGUUAGCGUUGUGUUUUUGGUUGAUUAAUUAAUACUACCAAAAAGGAUCUUUUGGAUGUUACUUCACUAAAUGGUAAUAUUUGACAUUUUAAAUAUAAUUAAUUA
Messenger RNA from Andrographis paniculata, 1337 nucleotides. RefSeq names its product F-box protein PP2-A12-like. The coding region runs from base 109 to 966 and encodes 285 amino acids. The transcript has 3 exons. Gene Ontology annotation, molecular function: protein binding. Lineage: Eukaryota; Viridiplantae; Streptophyta; Magnoliopsida; Lamiales; Acanthaceae. The record is from RefSeq and is a predicted model, not a curated record.